Messenger RNA from Rotaria socialis, 1647 nucleotides. The record is from the annotation of a GenBank genome assembly. NCBI's taxonomy places the organism in Eukaryota, Metazoa, Rotifera, Eurotatoria, Philodinida, Philodinidae.
AUGAUGAAUACUAAAGAGAAUGUGACAUUAUCACCACCCUCCACAUCAAUUUCUACAGUUGAAACAAAUAAUAGAUCCCGUCGUACAUCAUUGAAUCAAACUCGUCAUCAUAUUAAUUCUAUUUCUGCGCCAACACAAAAUACCAAUAAAGUUAAAAUAAAUAGAACCGAUACUAUUAUUAGCGAUGAAUUCUCGUCAUCAAACAGUAUGCCAUCAGCAGCAGCUCUUAGUGUAUCCUUCGCUAAUAAAGACGAAAAAAAACGUUUAACGGCUUAUGAAAAACUUCUACAUGAUUCACAAUAUGACAUGCGUUUUAAAGCAGAAGAAAAAGCUGGUCGUCGUAUUGGUUUUUAUCGUAUUCGAGGCGAUAUUGGUUUGGGAAAUUUUUCUCGUGUUAAACUUGGUGUACAUCUAUUAGCUAAAGAGAAAGUAGCAAUAAAAAUUCUGGACAAAACUAAACUUGAUGAACGUACUCAACGUUUACUUCUUCGUGAAAUAACUUCAAUGGAACGUUUACAUCAUCCAAAUAUUAUACGUUUAUAUGAAGUUAUUGAAACACCAACUGAAAUUUAUAUUGCUAACGAAUAUGCACCCGGUGGAGAGCUUUAUACACGUAUCAAUAAAGAAGGAAAAUUUAUUGAAGAUGAAGCUAGAACUAUAUUUGCUCAAAUAACUGCAGCUGUGGAUCAUGUGCAUAGAACAGGUAUUAUUCAUCGUGAUAUUAAAAGUGAAAAUGUAUUUUUUGCCAAAGAACGUUUAAUAAAAUUGGGUGAUUUUGGUUUUAGUACGUUUUCAGAAAAAAAUCAAACAUUAACAACAUUUUGUGGUAGUCCGCCUUAUGCAGCACCAGAAUUAUUUCGUGAUGAAAAUUAUAUUGGAAUAUAUGUAGACCUAUGGGCUAUGGGCAUUUUACUCUAUUUUAUGGUUACUGGUUUAAUGCCAUUUCGAGCAGACAAUGUUGGUAAAUUAAAAAAAUCUAUCCUCGAAGGGCAUUAUUCAAUACCAGCACAUGUAUCAGAUGAAUGUCGACAACUUAUUCGCGGCCUUCUUCAUCCUGAAGCUAUUCAACGUUGGUCAAUAGAACAGAUACGUGCAUGUUCAUGGCUUAGCAAUCAAAAUUUCCCUAAUGAACUUGAACCUCUACCAUUAAAUUUAACAAAUUUUUGGACAUCUGUAAAUAAAGAUUUAAGCCAAAGUCAAAGUAUAAAUAGUACACCUGACUCCAUACCAUCAACAUCAUCAUUUGAACAUGAAGCUCAUUCAAAAUUAGAAGAUUUGGGUAUAACAAGCGAAUUAUUACAAACAACGACGAAAAAUUCUAACAAUAAAUUUCUUUCCAAUCGUGAUAGUAUCAAUGGUACGUAUCGUAUUAUUUUACAUCGAUUACAAAAACAAUCCAAUCCAAUUGAACGUGAUGACUUUUAUGGUAAAACUAUUAAUGAAGAUUUAUCAACUUCAUGGGGUCGUUCAAUGUCAGUUAGUGGUGAACCCGGUGGAAGAAGAGAUUCAUUUGGAAAAGCAAAUAGUGUUUCCUGUGGAGAAACAAGUGCAAAACCCAAGCGAAGUGUAAAUAACACUCCUAAACGUCAAUCAGCAGAUAUAAAUGGCCAUGGUCCACAGUCGACGAAAGUUUGUAUGAUUUUAUGA